Molecule: messenger RNA, 448 nt
Organism: Dothidotthia symphoricarpi CBS 119687
Lineage: Eukaryota; Fungi; Ascomycota; Dothideomycetes; Pleosporales; Dothidotthiaceae
Exons: 2
Coding region: 1-381 (126 amino acids)
Source: RefSeq, a predicted model, not a curated record
AUGCUGCUCACAUCGCUCCUCGCAACCCUUCUAUCUACGGUUCCUACUACGCUCUCUGCUCCUGUCACCGUGCCCGUCACUCUCGAUAAUUACCCCUACCAGUGCGGCUACGCACGCACCCGCUGGAACAGCAGCGUGAUCGCCGGUCUCUCCGCCUGGGGCACUUGUACGCCCUUCUUCUGGAAUGCAACGAUCGUGGACUACCAGGACGCUUUUGCGUACGGAAUCUACGGAGGCUGUGCAUGUCGGUUCUAUCUGAACGAGGAAGAUUGCAAGGGCGAGGUCGAUGUACCUGUGUACACAGAACCCACGCCGAGAUGGAGUGAUCCGUUUUUUGACGACCCGAAGCCGAAGUGGUACGAUUGCGAUCGAAUGGAAUAGGAGUUAUCUUGUGUAGGAGUGGAGGUGCUGCCUUAGCGGGACGUGAGCAAGCUUUUCUUUGAUAGGG